CAUCAACCACCAGCGGUGAAAGUGAAGUUUUCAAAUAAUUCUACUCCUCAGCCUUGGAGUCUUCCAGUUGAAGCCCUACUCAUAAUGGAGUAGAGAAAAGCCAUCCCAGUUGUGCUCUGUCUGGAUUUCAGAGGCACAGAAUCUGUCAUCUCCCUCCACGCCCCUCUCUCUUGGCCCGGGCAGCCGGCAGGCAGGGAAGUGUCGUAAAGCCAGGCCCAGGAAACUUUACCCGGGGUAACAGCCGAGGCGCUUUACGGCGACGGCGGCUGAGUGAGAACCUUGGCGGCUGUGGAGGCUGCUGCGGCUGCGAAGGAGGCGGCGGCGGUGGCUGAGGAAGAGGAGUGGCGGCAGCGGCGGCGGGGACCCGUGCGGGGAUGGCGGAGGUACCGCCUGGGCCUAGCAGCCUCCUCCCACCACCAGCACCUCCGGCCCCGGCGGCGGUCGAGCCCCGCUGUCCCUUCCCGGCGGGGGCCGCCCUCGCCUGCUGCAGCGAGGACGAGGAGGACGACGAAGAGCACGAAGGCGGCGGCAGCAGGAGCCCGGCGGGCGGAGAGUCGGCGACGGUGGCGGCCAAGGGGCAUCCGUGCCUCCGCUGCCCUCAGCCACCGCAGGAGCAGCAGCAGCUCAACGGAUUGAUUAGCCCCGAACUGCGGCACCUCCGGGCGGCCGCCUCCCUCAAGAGCAAGGUCCUGAGCAUAGCAGAGGUGGCCGCGACCACGGCCACCCCUGACGGAGGCCCCAGAGCGACUGCAACAAAAGGAGCCGGGGUACACUCGGGCGAGAGGCCCCCUCACUCCCUCUCUAAUAAUGCAAGAACUGCGGUCCCCAGCCCGGCGGAGGCAGCGGCGGCGAGCGAUCCCGCGGCGGCCCGCAAUGGACUGGCCGAGGGCACCGAGCAGGAGGAGGAGGAGGAGGAAGACGAGCAGGUGCGGCUGCUGUCUUCGUCCCUGACCGCCGACUGCAGCUUAAGAAGCCCUUCGGGCAGGGAGGUUGAGCCUGGGGAGGAUCGGACGAUACGAUAUGUCCGAUAUGAAUCCGAGCUACAAAUGCCCGAUAUCAUGAGACUGAUCACCAAAGAUCUGUCCGAACCCUACUCCAUUUAUACCUAUAGAUAUUUUAUCCACAACUGGCCACAGCUGUGCUUCUUGGCCAUGGUAGGGGAGGAGUGUGUAGGUGCCAUCGUUUGCAAGUUGGAUAUGCACAAAAAGAUGUUCCGCAGAGGUUAUAUAGCCAUGUUAGCCGUGGAUUCCAAAUACAGGAGAAAUGGCAUUGGUACUAACUUGGUUAAGAAAGCUAUAUAUGCCAUGGUUGAGGGAGACUGUGAUGAGGUUGUUUUGGAAACCGAAAUAACAAAUAAGUCCGCUUUGAAACUUUAUGAAAAUCUUGGUUUUGUUCGAGAUAAGAGGCUGUUCAGAUACUAUUUAAAUGGAGUUGAUGCACUGCGACUUAAACUGUGGCUGCGUUGAGAAACUGACAUCAAGGAACAACUUUCAUCCACACAGAAUCGACCUUUGCAUGCAAUGCAAUUUGUACAGAAUUGCUUUGCAGGUGGAUUUAGUAAUUUCCAUGCAGCUCUUACCUGUCAGUGUCUCAUUGAGUGUCGCACAAUAUUUGUUGCACUUUGGCAUGGCGCAUUUGUUCUGAAUUAAAAGAUUGUUUUAAACUUCAGGAGUUCUUUUGGUACCAACAAGAUGUGCCAGUUGAUAGCCAAGAUUUAUGUGUUCAUUUGCAAAGUCUGCUGACAAUGUUAUUUACACAGUGAUCAUUUUAUCACAGAACCAGUAAGUGGAACAUAAUUUUUGUUCCUUAAAAAAGCCAAUGUGGAUUGUAAAAGUCUCUAAGUAUACUAACAUUUUACACGAAACCUGCCCUAGCUUUCUGAAGGGGGUGAGGGAGACGCUUCAGUUUUAGGUUUUAUUUUUUCAAUAUUAAAUUUUCCAUUCUUGAAUAUUGGUACCUCAGUGAUUAGUGAAUGAAAAAAAUGUAGGGUGGGGUAUGUCUUACAAUGAGUAAAGGUAACAAUUAAAUUUUGUCUGCCAGUGCCUGUGUAGAUAAGUAUAUUUGUCUUCAUCUCUAGUUUUUGAAUGCAUGCUAUCUUUUCCUUUUCUUUAAGGCCUUUGCAAGCAAACUUUUGUUUUUAUUUAAAUUCUAAAUUUGAUAAAUUAUUUCAGAUUUUUAUAAUUUGGAUACUUUUUUCAGGUGAAUGAAAGAAUGCUUUACUUUAGAAGUCCCUUUUUCCUUAUAGUAACAAGUUGAAUCUACUUGGAAAAUUGAGAAAUGGCUCAAAAGAGAUAAGAAAAGUUGAUGGAGCCGGGAAUUGCUGGGUUUUAGAUGCACUUUUUCUUUUGAGAGUAAGGGAAGUUUUGGAAAAGAAUAGAAAAUUAGUGUAAAUUGAUAUGAUUUUAUUUAAUCAAAAUUACUGCUACGCUGCGAAGAACAGCUUUUACAAAGUAGCUGAAUUUGUUUUUCCCACUUGAUUUGGAUUCACAUUGCUUUCAUUUCUUAAAAUGCUUCACUUUAGGUUCUUGGUCUUGGAAAUAAAUUUCAAGGUGCAUUGUAUCCAUUUUAAGCUGCUUUAUUUUAUUUUCACUUGUAUGAGCAAAUUCUUGGGGGAGCUUUGCUUUUCUUCUGCCAGAAAAACAAAAGGGGGAAAUGAAAAUCUUUUUUGGAAUGAGUUCUGUGGGUUUUCUUAACAGCCACCAUGUUUAUUAGUUACAUUGUGUUUUGGCCAAUCAGUGCAAUGUAACAAAUUUUAAAGUUAAUUGCUUUCAAUUGAGUCAGUAAACCUGUGAUAGAUAAUUUAACUGGAAAACCUAGGUACCCAUAAGAAAAAAGAUUCAUUUUCUGUGAAAACUGUAGGAAUCUGUUGUUGUUUUCAUUUGAAUAUGCUCUACUUCUGCUCUAGUAUUUGGUUUGGAAUAUAUUUUGUGGCUCUAAUUACUGUAUUUUUAAAAACCCUACCUCCAUUAACAGUUGGUAAAGGCCCCUUUUCAGGAAAGUUUGUUGCUUUUUUUUUUUUUUUUUUUUAAAGGAAAGCUGCUCUUUGCUCAGUAUAGUGUUUUGAAAGUGAACAUAGUAACAAAUACUUUAAAAAUAAAGAUACACAAUUUAUAUUUGAAAAUAAAAACUUUCUGCUGGUGGGAUUAUUUAUAGUUCUUUAUUUUUAAAGAAAGUGUUUUCCAUUUUAUAUUGCUCUUGAAAGUGUAAUGGGCAGAAUACAAUACUAGUUAUAAUAAAAAUAUGGUAACCACACAGUACUCAGCCUUUCAGUAUGUUUUUGGUCAAACUUCAUUUAGGCACUAGCAUUUAGAAGAAUACCAACCACAGUGAUGCUUUUGUUAUUUAAUAUGAAGGAAAUUGAACUAAAACAUAUUUAUGUCAUCAAAUUUUAUUUCACUUCUUUAUAUUUGACUUGCUGGUUGAUACAUAAUGGUUGAUGAGCAUAUAUUUGCUUGAAUCACUAAUGGAGAUGGUUGUAAACUAGAUAGAUGGUAGGUCAUUGGUUCAACCAUUUUAGUGUUUUUGCCAGAUUGUCAAUUAAACCAUCAUACUGAUCUUUUCCUCCAAAAUUGCUGAAUUGACUGAACUGGUUGGGUGUUUGUAAACAUGACGUUAACUGUGUGACUAAAAAGUCAGAUGGUUGCCAUAUUGUUUGGUGUAUGUUGAAUGUCAGUGUAUGCCUUAUGUCUUUAAUUGGGUAUGCAAAAAAAUUUUUACUUAACUAGAUUAAAAUUUUAACCUCUAGCAUGAAAACCUAGCACCAACACUGAAAGACUCCAUUCAGGUUGAAGUAGCCUCAAACAGUAAUUUACUUUUUGAUAAUAGGCUGCUGUUUUUCUUAAAUAAGCUUAAAACAAUUCUAUCUGAAAUUGGUAGCAUGGGUUCACUUGGCUAAAACUGAGCAAAAUAGGUGCAACUUUCUUUUAAUGGGGUGCUGCCUCUUUAGGACUGACUGUACUACCCACUGACACUGGUUUGGCAGUUGGUACUGCUGAACAUUUUUAUACAUGCUACCAUGAAGCUAUAUAUGUUAGUAUUGAAGAAGCUAACGGGUAUGCUAUCAUUUUUGAUGUGUGGGCUGAUUGUAAUUUCCUGUAUUUCCUGUACAUUGGGAUGAAACUACUUUAGCAAAGUCCACAGAUCAGAAACCAGACAGUAGUUUUUGAAGUUGAAACCAGCAAAAUAAGAAAAAAUAAAAAAUCGAUUUUAAUAUUUUCUGCCUUUUUCCCAAAUUACCGUUCCCACUUGCUUGACAAAUCUAUGUAAAGCAGUUUGUUUUUCAUGUUUUAACUUUACCUUGCCCUGUGUUAUGGUACUGGCUGACAUGUCUAAGACUCGAUGUGUAUAUUUAUUAUGGUGUCUAAAAAUCAUGAAGUUCAUCACUUUUCAGGAGUAUAGAUAAAAUCAAAUUGGUAGUGCAUCAGAGUUACUUUUCAGUGCACCAUGACAUCACUAAAAUGAGUGCUGUAAUGUUACAGGGCUUUCAGGUUUGUAAAAACAUAACCAUAAAUUAUAUUGACGUCAGAUAUGAGUUGAGUAUCUAUAAAAUAUCACGUGUAUCUCAAAAUAUUGGACUGCUGUUUGACUGGAUAUUGCUGCAUAAUUUUCUUCUAUUGUCCCAUAUCCUUUUGGAGAGAGAUUUAAUGGGAUUUGAAAUGUGCAAGCUGUCUAAAUAAGAUGCAGUCAAAUAAAGUAUGGUUAAGUUG
This is a messenger RNA of Symphalangus syndactylus (siamang), 4706 nucleotides long. It is a transcript of the gene NAA30, whose product is annotated as N-alpha-acetyltransferase 30, NatC catalytic subunit. The record is from RefSeq and is a predicted model, not a curated record. Gene Ontology annotation, biological process: N-terminal peptidyl-methionine acetylation. Gene Ontology annotation, cellular component: NatC complex. Gene Ontology annotation, molecular function: protein-N-terminal amino-acid acetyltransferase activity. NCBI's taxonomy places the organism in Eukaryota, Metazoa, Chordata, Mammalia, Primates, Hylobatidae.